Aureobasidium subglaciale EXF-2481 is the source of this 1361-nucleotide messenger RNA. RefSeq lists its product as uncharacterized. The transcript has a single exon. Bases 299 to 928 code for a protein of 209 amino acids. NCBI's taxonomy places the organism in Eukaryota, Fungi, Ascomycota, Dothideomycetes, Dothideales, Saccotheciaceae. The record is from RefSeq and is a predicted model, not a curated record.
CGAUGGUUCAUUCCACUACAGCGUGGGCGACGACACAUUGGCCGCGUAACAGGUGAUCCAUAAGAUGUCAAGAUACGCAGCGUCCUAGAUCUCAAGAUCAUCUUGCGCCCCUGUCGCCUUAUCGUCUUAUCGUUUUUGCUUAUACACUCUCACGUUGAUCCAGUCUCUUGUCAAAAGUAACCCAUCACACGGUCAAUCUCUGAUGCGCGGGCGGUUUCCUGGAUACAUCACCCUCUACUUUGUGGUUAUCACAAUCAGCAUUAUCUAUACAAUCGCGCAUAGUUUCCUGGAUCAGAGGAUGACUGUACAAAUGGAAGAUGUCUUAGCAGAAAGACUCCCGAUGUUUUGGACGCAGGCUUCAUUCAUCGAAUACUUUUCUGACCACUAUUGUCUGGAAAUGCUCCAGUUUGCUCUUGCAGCUGCCCAAUACAAGGAGCGCUAUGAGAAUGCUCUAAGUGCCUCUAGCCGCAAAUUAUCUUUACCAUCUCGAGACCUUCAAGAUCUGAUGCACUCGUGGGUCUCACUCGUCGACACCUACCUCUUACCCGGUAGCGAGUGCGAAGUCAAUCUACCCUCCCAGAUACGCGAUCCGAUUCUCAGAGUUCGUCUGCAGAAACGCGCUGCUGAUCCCCAAGUCCUUGAACCAGCCAUACAGGCAACAUGGGAGAUGAUGGAAGGGCUGGUUCUAAGCUCAUUUCGUCGCGAGGUGCCGCCACAGACCUGCCUUGUUGAAGGAAGCUAUAUGCCGUGUCACUAUGACAUACCGAGCAUGCACACCGGAUCCGAAAAAGGCUGCGGGGCGAGAUUGUUGAGGACCUUGCAGAGCGCUGGACGGAGAACUCGAACAGUCUUUGGCGCACUCUUUGACCUCUUUGCUCGACACCAUGUGUCUCGCUCUCGUGAACAUGCAAGAAGGUCUUCUUGCUAAGACCAAAGACCGGGGGUGUGAGGUCCAGCCUUUGUGUAUAAUUUGUGACUUGUAUAAUGGUCAUAAUCAAUCUCAUCAACACUUAGACGAUUAGUACCAAGAUCGCCCAUAGCUGAGACCUAUCAUUGAGCACGCUCUGGUCGUUGUUUCGAACACGCCUUGAUGGUCCUGUUUUGUUGGGUUUCCUGCUGCUUCUCCUCUCGAACAAUGUCGACUUUGCGAUUGACAUGCGCUCGCGCGACCGCUGGAGUUUGGAUCGAUGGCAUCCAGAAGUGGGCUCAGCAGUGCCAUUGUAAUCCAUGGUUUUAAUCUCGUCGAGCCUGGCAGGUGGGGUGGCGUGAACAUACAUGUAAGUCAAAUCUUCCACGUCGCGUUCAACGAACCGAAAGCGUGGGUGGGUUGCCCUAACAGCUUUACCUUGGCAACAAGACCG